This is a messenger RNA of Entelurus aequoreus (snake pipefish), 253 nucleotides long. Its product is annotated as small integral membrane protein 22-like. The record is from RefSeq and is a predicted model, not a curated record. The transcript has a single exon. Lineage: Eukaryota; Metazoa; Chordata; Actinopteri; Syngnathiformes; Syngnathidae. Gene Ontology annotation, biological process: regulation of cell population proliferation. Bases 1 to 231 code for a protein of 76 amino acids.
AUGGUGAUUUGUGAAGAGGACUUGAAGAAUCAUUUCAAUGAUGUGGUCUCCAGACUGCAGUCCAAGCAGUUGUUCCAGUCCGACUGGGACAUCGUCUUCUUUGCCGUCUUCUUCACCUUCAUCGGUGUGAUUGUGCUGCUGGGAACUCUUAUCCUCAUCCGCUGCUGCUGCUGCCACCAAAAGACCGGGCGAAAGAAAGUUGGCAUAGACAAUUUGUCUCUGGAACCAUGACAACAUAAUUAAUAACACGUUA